Molecule: messenger RNA, 1667 nt
Organism: Pangasianodon hypophthalmus (striped catfish)
Lineage: Eukaryota; Metazoa; Chordata; Actinopteri; Siluriformes; Pangasiidae
Gene: ssuh2.1
Product: ssu-2 homolog, tandem duplicate 1
Exons: 12
Coding region: 148-1254 (368 amino acids)
Source: RefSeq, a predicted model, not a curated record
AUACGAGCCCGCUAAGUGGGCGUGGCUUUAUCGAACGUCAACAGGCACGCACGCAAGUUGAACUCAGAUCAAAAUAAUCAUCCAGACUUUGUUAAGAUUCAUUAGAUUUAAACCCUCUGCUUAAACCUGCUCUGUUUCUUCAGGAUUAUGGAUGAGAAAGAGCACAAUGUCGGAGCCUUUGAUCCAAGCAUUCCUGAGGAGGGUCCUUCAGCGCCACCUGCAGGCUGGUUGGACAGUGUGACGGGCUACGAAGACCAUAAAGGUGGAGAUAGCACAGAUCAGAUCUACCCUCCUCCGCCUGACUUCAUUCCUGAGCCGGAGAAUGACAGGAACGUCUCCAUCCCUAAUGUGAUGGUGCCUCAAGUGUCUGAAGAUGUGGCCAGGGAGGCUUUGCUCAAGUUUGUGGGGAAAAAAUGGACAUACAGCAGCAAACCCGCCCAGAACCUUGUCUUCAAAGAUUUGAAGCCUUUUACAGUGUAUCGUUAUCGCUUGGAAACAUUUACAGAGUCAAGAUCAAGUGCCUGGGAGCAUGAGAUAUAUAAUGGUCAGUAUGUGGACGGGCCGCAGUAUGGCAUCAUCCCUCCUCCAUGGCAAGUAGAAGUGCAAUAUCCACCCAAAUUCACUGACACGGUCCAGAAAGUGCGUGUGCCUCACACCUCAUCUGUAAAGCCUUGUCAUCAGUGCCAGGGGAAAGGACGUGUGCGCUGUACACACUGCCAUAGCAGAGGAUGGAUCAGCUGUAUGUCCUGUCAUGGCGCUAUACACGGUAGGAACAGAAGAUGCGUUGGCUGCCAUGGAAGGGGAAGAAAAGUAUGUACAUGGUGCCAUGGUAACGGUCAUAAAACAUGCCGCAAGUGUAAUGGCCGUAAAAAGCUUUUGCAUUUCAUUCAGCUCACUGUCACAUGGAAGAACCAAGUGUAUGAGUUCAUACCGGACCGGCUGCCUGAUUUCCCCAUAAAGAAGUUUGAGAAAGUGUCUGGGGAAGCAUUCUUUAUAGAUGAAAGUCUCCUGGUCUAUCCAAUCGUAGGCUUCCCUGACAAGGAGAUUUGCAAUGCCUCUGAAGAAGCCAUCCAUGAGCACCUGAACAAAUACUCCACUGUCAGUCGCAUCUUGCAACAGCGACAGUCAGUAGAGCUGGUGCCUCUUACUCAAGCCUUCUACUCCUACAAUGGCAAACACUAUGACUAUUUUGUUUAUGGGACUGAAAAGAAGGUUCACACCACAAAAUAUCCAACUUCUUGCACUAUCCUGUAGCAUCUCAUGCAAUGUGAAAAAAUUAUUGUCACUUUUUUAUUGUUAAAUUCUGGCUCCUGAGCAGUACAUUACAGAGAUUAUAAUAGCUUCUUUGUUAUACGUCACCUUAUUAUUCUAUGCAUGAUGUUAAUAAUAUGUGCCAAUGAAAUGAUUUGUCAGUUAUAAGAAUUAUAAUUAUGUAUGAAUGAAUGUUUAAACAUUUCUAAUUGUAUAGUGUAGGUUUAUAUUACAUAAUACGUAAGUGUUGAGAAUCAUUAUUAAUAUUAUAAAUCAGUAAUUCAGUCUAAUGCCAAGUUGGAUCACUUUAUAUACACAGUAUGUUUUGAAUUUUUAACAAUAUGUACUAAAUAUUUAUAUACCCAUUUGUAACAGGGCUCUGAAUUUAAAUAAAUGCCACAUUGUAUGGAAAUGAA